Messenger RNA from Salvia miltiorrhiza (redroot sage), 3293 nucleotides. RefSeq names its product putative late blight resistance protein homolog R1A-10. The transcript is spliced from 2 exons. Lineage: Eukaryota; Viridiplantae; Streptophyta; Magnoliopsida; Lamiales; Lamiaceae. The coding region runs from base 65 to 2191 and encodes 708 amino acids. Gene Ontology annotation, molecular function: ADP binding. The record is from RefSeq and is a predicted model, not a curated record. Gene Ontology annotation, biological process: defense response to other organism.
CUCCGACCUUUCUUCUGCAACAGGUUCACCAUCCAGAUCUGCUCCGAUCAUCAAGAUUGGCUAUAUGGUUGGUUUACAUGAAGAUUUGCUAACAAUAAAAUCUCGACUCUGUGGAGAAUCGCCCAAUUUAGAAGUUAUCCCAAUCGUUGGAAUGGGAGGUAUAGGAAAAACUACUCUUGCGAAGUGUGUUUACGACGACCCACUAACAGUGCAGCGGUUCGAUAUUCGUGUUUGGGUCACAGUAUCACAGGACUACAAUGCAGAUGUAGUUUUAUCAGCCCUCCUAGCUUCCAUGGAAGAGUUUGAUAAAGAUAGAUCCGAGGAGAGCAAAGAUAGAUCCAAGGAGGAUGAAGAAUUGCCUGGGGCGAAAGUGCACAAGAUCUUGAAAGGCAGGAGAUAUCUCCUUGUAAUGGAUGAUAUUUGGAGCACAGAUGCUUGGGAUGAUGUAAGAAUUAUACUUCCCGACGAUGGUAAUGGAAGCCGAGUCAUGUUAACGACAAGAGAAACUGAUGUGGCUGCUUAUGCCUGUCGUUUGAGCUGUCCCCACAAGAUGCGUUUCAUGGAUGAGGCUCAGAGUUGGAAUCUACUUCAGCAGAAGGUGUUUGCACACCUAGAUUGCCCUCCGGGGUUGGAGAACAUUGGAAAGGAGAUCGCGAGAAGCUGCAAAGGGCUGCCACUCGCAAUCGUGGUGGUUGCAGGGCUCCUAUCCACGGUCAGCAACAAUCCAGCUUCAUGGAGCGAAAUUGCACGAAAUGUAAAUUCAGUUACUAUAGGAGGACAAUUUGAAAAUAUAUUGUCUUUGAGUUACACUCACUUGCCUCAUUAUCUGAGGCCAUGUUUCUUGUACAUGGGAAUGUUUCCUGAGGAUUGUGAGGUCCGUGUCUCAAAACUCACCAAAUUAUGGGUAGCUGAGGGAUUCUUGAGACGUCUGAACAGAUCUAAAACCUUAGAAGAAGAAGAGGCUGAAGAUUUUUUGGAGGAUCUUGUCAAAAGAAAUCUUGUUUUGGUUACCAAGAGAAAGUGUGAUGGCAGGAUCAAAAGUUGCAGCCUCCAUGAUCUUAUGCGAGAUUUGUGCAUAAGAAAAGCGAAUGAAGAGAAGUUUCUGGUGAACUUCAGCAGCGGGCUUUCAGUAAAGGGCAGAAAAAAUCAGCGCCGUGUAAGUGUUACUCGUUCGGGUUUACCAUAUUUUCAGAAAAUAUAUGGCUUAACCAUCCAUACGAUUUUGUGCUUCCAUGGCAUUUCUGUAGCAAACAAGUUGGAAGGUUUUAGAUUGCUAAGGGUAUUGGAUGCAGGAGAUGUUUAUGUGCAAUCACUACCAGAUCAACUAUUUGACCUAUUUUAUCUAGCAUACCUUGCUGUCUACUAUCGUGGAAGGAUACCUACAGCCAUUUCAAAGCUUCGUAAUCUUGAGACUUUAAGCCUUCACGCAAAGAAUAAUUGGAUGAACUUUAGAUCAUAUUUAAUCCGUUUGCCACAGGAGAUUUGGAGGAUGCCAAGAGUGAGACAUCUUGUCUUCUAUGGCAGGUUACCAAAUCCAGAAGGAAUAACAGCUUCUAGUCUAGAAAACCUCCAAACACUCUCUAUAGUGUCACAUACCAUGUGUAGUGAAAGGAUCUUGAGAAUGAUCCCAAACCUAAAGAAAUUGGAAAUUGAUUGCUCUGAUGGCGAAAUUUUCCUCAACAGUUUGGUGCAUCUGCGUCAACUUGAAGAUUUGAAGUUACGUUCAUCUUUUAGAAUUGUGUUUCACCAUAAGGAUGACUUCACUUUUCCUAAGUCUCUGAGAAAGUUGACAUUAAGCCGUGUGGCUCUUCCUUGGGAGGAGAUGACUAUUGUAGGCUCGUUGCCAAAUCUUCGAGUGCUUAAACUGACUCAUUGGGCUUGCAAAGGCAGCACUUGGGAAACAAGUGAUGGAGAGUUCCCUCUUCUGGAAUUUCUGCUAAUAGAAAAAUCGUAUCUCGAGGAUUGGAUAACUGAAAGUAGCCACUUCCCAAUGCUCAAAAGCCUGGUGCUCGACGAGUGUUGGCAACUCGCUGAAAUACCAGAAGAUAUCGGGGAAAUUCCAACACUCGAGCUGAUCGAGGUGAAGGGGAAAGCGCGAACGUCACUUGUGGAGUCGGCCCAGAGGAUUCUAGAGAAACAACAAGAGUGGGGAAAUGAUGCCCUUCAAGUUCGUUGCAUGGCUCAUCGAUGAUGUGCUCUUUCCAUCCUUCUGUCGACACAAAAGAUUAAUUAUGUUGCAGAUCAGGAAAUAUGCAAUCAAAUGUGAUGAACUAGGACUCAGAUUCUCACAAUGAAAGUUUUGGAUUCAAGUUCGUUUUAAGACUCGCUAAUCAUGAUACUCUUCUAAAGAGGUAACUCCAAAUUCCUUCUAACUAAAUUCUUUUAUAUAUACUAAUAAUAACAGGCAUAGGUAUUAUGUACCAAAUUAAGAGGGUAUUAAAAGAGAGAGAGAGAAUCAAUAAUGAUUCCUUAUUUUCCUCAUUAGUGACUCAAACCCCUGACCUAUUGGUUGGAGGGGAAGCGUCAAACUAAGGGGGUAUGUUUCUAAGCUUAAUUAUUUUAGAGAGAUGCUUUAAGAGUUUAUAAGAUGUACUCCUUCUGUCCCGCUAUUCAUGACCCAUCUCUUUUGGGCACGAGUAUUUAGGAGAAUAAGAUUAUAGUGUAAAAGUGUGUAAAGAUGUGUGGAGCCACAUUGUUUGUAGUGUAAAAUCAUUACUAAAAUUAGAAACUGGCCAUGAAUAAUGGGACAACCCAAAAAUGAAAACUUCAUUAAUAAUGGGAUCGAGGGAGUAAUAUUUUAAGAGCUUAUAAAUUGUUAAAGUGUUUGGAUAAUUGAGUUAAUUAAUUGAAGAGAUUAUAGUGAGUUACAUAGUAAAAAUCCUAAUUACAGAGUAUAAAUUGAAGAGAAAUAAAAUUACAAGGGCAUAUAGCGGACUUUGAGUAGUUGUAGCUUUUGAGUUUCUUAUCCGUAUUGUUUAUCAAGUGUGUGUGUGUGUGUGUGUGCAGCCAAUGGAAUAUGGAAAGAAGUGUCUUCGACCAGAGCUAUUUUUCUGUAUGCUUUGAUUAGUGAAAAUUAUAUUUUUGCUCUGUUUUUAUGUCGUGGAUAGAGCCAUUUAUGUUAUUCUCUAGUUUCAUUGCUUCCAUGGUGUAAGAAGCUCAAGAAAAUAAUUUAUAGCCCAAAUCAAAGUAACAAUUUUUUUAGGAGAAUGACAGUAAAGUACAACUCAAUUGGUAAAACACUUCAUUAGGAAUUCAUAUCAUCACAUGAGGAAAUAGAGAAUCAUAAUUAAUCA